CAGUUCAAUCUUUUUGGUUAUAGGUAUAAGUUGUACGUAUAAAAAAGGUGAUCCGGCCUACCAGCCGAGUAGACACGUAGAAAUUUUUAUCCUAAUCAAUCGUUUGCUGUCGCCGCUUUUGCGCUGGUACCACUCGUUUUAACACGUUCACUAUCAAUUCUUUAAAGGCAGUAAUUAUUAACUCAAACUCAAGAUGGCAGUAAAAGGAUUAAUUGCAUCGGUUGUGCAGUUAUUAACGCAGCAAUUGGAGGAUGGUGAUCUGUCGGAUAAUUCAAGGGAGAGCUUGGAGGUUGCAAUUCAAUGUUUGGAAAGUGCCUACAACGUUCAAGCUUCCGAUGCUUUGCCCAACAUUAAUUUAUUAGAAUUAUACCAAAAUGCUGUUGACAAUGCCAAACCUGAUUUUGGACCUCCGGCUACGCCCGAGGCCAAAGCUGAAGCUGAAAGACUCAAAAAUGAGGGAAACAACCUUAUGAAAGCUGAGAAACACCAUGAAGCUUUAGCUAAUUACACAAAAGCCAUUCAAUUGGACAGCCGCAACGCGGUGUAUUACUGCAACCGAGCGGCGGUGCAUAGUAAAAUAGGAAAUCAUGCUCAAGCGAUAAAGGACUGUCAUACAGCACUUGCGAUAGAUCCUUCUUACAGCAAGGCUUAUGGACGUUUAGGGCUAGCUUAUUCAAGUUUAGACAAGCACAAAGAGGCCAAACAGAGUUAUCAAAAGGCAUUGGAAAUGGAACCGGGUAACGAGAGUUACAAAAUGAACUUACAAUUGUCUGAAGAGAAACUUGCCCAGCAGGGCGUAGGCUACAUGGUUCUUGGAAAUAAUUCGGCUGGAGGAGCAGGAGGAGCUGCACCCAAUAUGGAUUUGAGCUCCCUACUCAGUAACCCUGCGCUUCGAAAUAUGGCUCGUUUAAUGCUCUCUGACCCUGGAAUGCAAAACAUGAUGAGUGAUUUAAUGAGCGGAAAUGUAGAACAAGGAGGCCGAAUGGAAGCUCUGAUCGAGGCGGGUCAACAGCUGGCACAGCAAAUGCAGAGUGCAAAUCCUGAUCUGAUAGAUUCUCUGAGACGUCAAAUGGGAGGAAAUCCGAACGAUCCAGAACCUCCGCAAGAAAAUUGAAAAUCCCAAAUAAGACUGCCCCGUUUAAAGAAAAAAUCAUUCUUUGAGUCGUUAUUUUCAUUAUCAACUGUGCAGAAAUAUGUAGAGUACCUCGGUAUUCUUUAAAAUUUUCCCUCUCAUUGUUAGAAUUAUAAAAUUCCCGAAAUCUCGUCACCGUCACUGACCAUCGUCUAAAUCUUUAACGAUUUGAUAAACACACGUCUGAUCUACACGUUUUUCCUUCUAAAUGACUUGUUGAAGAAUUACAUGAACUACAGCAACGAAUACAACCUGUUUUCAAAAUUCAAUGAAAACAAGCCUGAAAUAUGCUUUUUAAAAAGCAUUAAGGUGGUCGCGAUUCUUAAAAACCGACGUCCCUUGUAUACAUGUUUCUUUAAUAAAAUAGACUCUAUUAUGCAGGCCGUAAAAUUUACAUGUGUUUGAUCAAUUCCGGUCCAACUUUUUAAAGUACCACAUUGAAAUACAUUAUUAUUUCGUAAAUUUCGGCAGCCAUUUUGAAAUGCAGUUUUAUUUUAUAAAGGAAAUCAUGAUUGAGUUGAAACAAAAAUUCAUCCUGCGUUUCAAACUUUGCAAAAGUUGGAUCUUAUUUUCAAACGCAAUUUCCAAAUAUGCUAGAAUAUGACGAUAGAAAUGGUGACGAGAGGAUUUUUCAUCGAUUUUGCCAUCUUAAAUUUUACACAAGACAGCAUAGACCUAAGAAAGUCUGGUUAUUCCGUAGAACGGGCUGUUUAUCGAUUCCGGAAACCGAAAGUAACCUAAUUUAGGCGAAUUUUUAGAGAGUAAAGAGGUAUUGGACAUUGUAUAAUAUUAGAGAUUAGGAAGGCUAUUUCAUUGGUAUUCCAAUAACUUAUGCGAUAGCGCACCACAUUGUAACUAUUUUUUUCCUCUGUUCGUUCUAUUCUAUGUUUUGCUUAGGCUUCCGUUUUCUAUUUUUGUACAUAUAUAUUGCAAAAUGGUUUCACGAAAAUAUACGUUUUUAAUACGUAUCAUGUUUAAACACUACACGUAUAAGUAUAGCACACGAAUAAACGACGAUGAUUUGCUGCAUUUUUGGAUUGAUCAACGAUCGAUUGUAAACCUUUAGCAAAAGUUUAGUAAUAUAUGCCUCAAUAUUAUACGAAUUGUUGAGUAUAAUUAUGAAGUGAAUGCUGUAAAAACUAAGAAAAAAAAUCAGGGGAAGAAUCAUGCUAAAAAAUCGCCCCUUAAAUUAUCUGUACACAUGCAUACAUAUAUACUUACACUUAGGUAGAUGCAUAGUGUAAAAGCAAAUGGGAAAAAUCACAAUAUUAUACUAAUUUAUAAGGUGUUAAAUAAAGUAUAGACGAUUAUAAAUGAAUUAACAAUUCAAAUUGUGAAAUCAAUUAAUCUAUAUAGCAAACAA
Neodiprion fabricii is the source of this 2495-nucleotide messenger RNA. RefSeq names its product small glutamine-rich tetratricopeptide repeat-containing protein alpha-like. Gene Ontology annotation, molecular function: molecular adaptor activity; protein binding. The transcript has 4 exons. Gene Ontology annotation, cellular component: TRC complex; membrane. Bases 194 to 1114 code for a protein of 306 amino acids. The record is from RefSeq and is a predicted model, not a curated record. Lineage: Eukaryota; Metazoa; Arthropoda; Insecta; Hymenoptera; Diprionidae. Gene Ontology annotation, biological process: post-translational protein targeting to endoplasmic reticulum membrane.